This is a messenger RNA of Medicago truncatula (barrel medic), 2080 nucleotides long. RefSeq names its product high mobility group B protein 10. Bases 564 to 1802 code for a protein of 412 amino acids. The record is from RefSeq and is a predicted model, not a curated record. The transcript is spliced from 7 exons. Gene Ontology annotation, molecular function: DNA binding. Lineage: Eukaryota; Viridiplantae; Streptophyta; Magnoliopsida; Fabales; Fabaceae.
UUAAAUCUUUUUUCAAUAAAUGGAACCAUUAUUACGGGGAACACAAUUUAGUUUCAAGAAAGAUUAAAUUUGCAAAGAACUAAACUUUGUUUAGAAAACUAGUUUUAUUGAAAAGAUGUAAGAUUAAUUGAGAAGAGAUGUAAUUGACAAGUUGUACUAUUAAACUAUCAAAAUGACACAUAAAUAGGAACAAAAAAGUCGGUUACUCUAUAAUUACUUGGUUGACCAUUUGCUCUUCAAUUGUAACGUCCUAGAUUCGAUAUUCUGACACAUCCGGAAUAGAAAAAAAAAUUAUGUUAAGACGACAAUUAAAGUUAAACUGAGGGAGCAUAUAUUAUUGUAUUGUAAUGUAUUUUCACAUGAUAAUAAUAAUCAUAAUCCUUUAAAAAAUUAUUAUUAAUAAUAAUAAUAAUUGAAGAAAAGAAAUAAAAGAAGAGAAAAAUCAGAAGUGUGACACAUAUUUGGCGUAGCUGUCAACUUUUUGAUUGUAUAAUAUAUAUACAAGUCCAUACACAUAAAGAAAGCUCAACUCUCCAUUCCAAUAAGUUUAGUUAGUUUCAUCAAUGGAAGAAGGAAAUGAAUUAGUGAUGGAGAUGGUUCCUUAUGAAAAUGAAAAUGAGAUUAUUUCAUCAAUGGAAGAAGGAAAGGAAUUAGAGAUGGAGUUGGAGAUGGUUCCAUAUUAUACCCUCACUGAGAGCUUCUAUCGUAAGCUCAAGGAGCUUUUGGACCCUUCUGGAUUCAAUCUCAUAUAUGAUGUCCGAAAAACAUCCCUUGACUUGUACCUGUUUUACUUGGAGGUCACGAAAAGAGGAGGUUAUCACCAGGUUGAUCAAGAAAAGAAAUGGGGUGAAGUUGUUUCUGCACUAAAACUGGAAGGAAACAAUGCAACCUUGUGUGAUCAACUUGAAAAGCUCUAUAAAGAACUUCUGUACAAAUUUGAGACAUUGUACUUCUACAGGUCUCCUGCAACUGGCAGCAAUACAGGUCCAGUUGAAAGGAAUCAAAACUCAACCACUAGUUUAUCUCAAUUAAUGGACGAUCAAGAUUAUCUGAAGGCGCGAAAGAUAUCCGAACACUACUCUAGUCAAAUUACAGGAAUUGGAUAUCAAGAAUUUCAAGUGGUUCAACAAGCACCCUCAAAGAACAAAGAAAAGAAGAAACGGAGAGGUGCUCCAAUAGGACAGAGUGGAUAUAAUAUAUUCCUCAAGCAGGAAUGUGCUCGACUUAAAGCUAAUCAUCCGGACGUAGGUGGAAGAAAAAUCAUAGACAUGGCUAUUGAUGCUUGGAAUAAGUUGUCAGACAAUGAGAAACGGCCAUAUGAAGAGGCAAGCAUGAAGAUAAAGGAAGAAGUUAAAGAAGCACCCACAAAUAACAAAGAAAAGAAGAAACAUCGAGGUGUUCCAAGGGGACAGAAGAGUGCAUAUCAAAUAUUCCUCAAGCAUGAAUGCGCUAGACUGAAAGCUGAUCAUCAGUUUCAAGGUGACAGAAAACUCAAGGCUAUUGAUGCUUGGAAGAUGAUGUCCCCCUUGGAAAAACUGCCAUAUGAAGAGGAAAGCAUGAAGAUAAAGGAAGAAAUUAAAGCAGCAAUGAUCCAAAAGAGCACUGAAGAUCUUAAUAGGGAUGAAGAGAGACCUAUUGUGUGUGGUGACUACUACUCUGUAACUUCACAACCUCUGUCAAACGACUCUUUUGGAAACAACGCAGCGGUGGACUUGACAGAAAAAGUAUCCGAGGAUCCCUUUUUCCCAGGUGAUUUGAAUGAUCAUCAUUUGUUAGAUUUUCCAAGCGGGGAACCCAAAUGACUAUACUUGUUGUUGGGCAAGUCUUUUUUUGGUUUUUGAAGCAAUGCUAUUGCCUACGCAUCCAACGGUUAUCCCGUUUUUUUGUGACUCAAAAGUUAGCUUAGCUGCUUUGUGUUUAUGGUUUUGAAAGAGCAACAAGCAUAGGUCUAGUGAAUUAUGUAUAUAAACAAUGUAUAUAAGUGACUCAAACUUAGCUAAGCUGCUUUUUGUCUAAGGCUUGUAUUGUGAAAUAUGUGUAUAAAUUAUGUAAUACAAAAUUUUGUUGGCAUGGUUGUGAA